This is a messenger RNA of Lolium rigidum, 1535 nucleotides long. RefSeq names its product alpha/beta hydrolase domain-containing protein 17C-like. Lineage: Eukaryota; Viridiplantae; Streptophyta; Magnoliopsida; Poales; Poaceae. The transcript has 5 exons. The record is from RefSeq and is a predicted model, not a curated record. Bases 1 to 1101 code for a protein of 366 amino acids.
AUGGGUGGGGUGACGUCCACCAUCGCCGCGCGCUUCGCCUUCUUCCCGCCCACGCCGCCCUCCUACACCGUCGUCCUCGCCGACGCCGCCACCGGCCGCCUCCUCAUCCCCGAGAUCUCCCGGCCCCCCGCGCGCCGACGCAGGCGGGACGGCGCCAGCGCCGGAGGGGACUCCUCCUCCUCCGCCGCCGCCGACGACGAGGACGGCACGGAGGUGGUGCGCCUCCGCACGCGCCGCGGGAACGAGAUCGUGGCCGUGCACGUGCGCCACGCGCGGGCCUCCGCCACGCUGCUCUACUCCCACGGCAACGCCGCAGACCUCGGCCAGAUGUACGGGCUCUUCGUCGAGCUCAGCCGACGCCUACGCGUCAACAUCUUCGGGUAUGAUUAUGCUGGUUAUGGGAGGUCUACGGGGAAGCCCACUGAGUAUAAUACAUAUGCAGACAUUGAAGCAGCAUAUAACUGCCUCAAGGAAAAAUAUGGUGUGCCAGAUGAGGAUAUAAUUUUGUAUGGCCAAUCUGUUGGAAGUGGUCCAACCAUUGAUCUUGCUUCACGAUUACCAAAUUUGCGAGCUGUGGUUCUGCACAGUCCCAUUUUAUCUGGACUGAGAGUACUAUAUCCAGUCAAAAAAACAUUUUGGUUUGACAUUUACAAGAAUGUCGACAAAAUCAGCCUGGUAAACUGUCCAGUUCUUGUCAUUCAUGGCACAUCAGAUGACGUCGUUGAUUGGUCACAUGGAAAGCAGCUAUGGGAACUUUGCAAGGUGAAACAUUCGCCUUUGUGGUUAAGUGGCGGUGGGCACUGCAAUCUUGAGCUAUAUCCUGACUACAUCAGGCACUUGAAGAAGUUUGUAUCGGGCCUUGGCAAAAAAUCGACGAAACCUGACCUGAAAGAGGUAACAGCGACAGAUGACACUUCUCAAAAAGUUACAGAACCUGCAUCCGUGGACAAACCCCAAGAAGAUGCGAAGUGCCGACAGAUCUCGCGGAAGAGCUUAGAUAGUAGAGUUGGGAAAUCCAAAACAGCAGAUGCUGCUGAAAAGCCACGAAUGAGCUCAGAUGAUGUUGACAAGUUUAGGAGGAGAAGAUGCUUGGUUUGGUGAUCUACGAUAUGAAUUUCUGCACAAUUCAUGGAGUAGUUUCUGAAUACCAUGUCACGAGAAUCAAGCAACCAUGUCACAUUGUACAGCGAGGAGCGACACUAGCAGUUCCCGCAGUGGACGGAUAGCCGCUGUUUUAAUGUGAGAAAAAAACAAUCAGGAAGCUGUUGUAUAGUUUCAUUUAUCAAAGAGGUACGUCUGGACAUGGUAGCUUUCUCGGUUAAUUAACAUGUGUGCAAUUAACCUGUUUUGCCACACCAGUCGCAUGCAGUAGGAUUUUCAUCAUGUAAAAGUGUACCAUUAUUGUCUGUAAUCACAAGGAAGAAAGAUAGAACAUUUGCUGCCACUUUGUGCAGUCUAAAGUCUUGGUGCAAUCACAACCAGCAUUUCCUAGUCUGGAUAUGUCAAUAUAGUGUUCAUAUGUUACGUGGCUUCAA